This is a messenger RNA of Mastomys coucha (southern multimammate mouse), 1017 nucleotides long. It is a transcript of the gene Gpr32, whose product is annotated as G protein-coupled receptor 32. Gene Ontology annotation, biological process: inflammatory response; phospholipase C-activating G protein-coupled receptor signaling pathway; complement receptor mediated signaling pathway. Gene Ontology annotation, molecular function: N-formyl peptide receptor activity; complement receptor activity. NCBI's taxonomy places the organism in Eukaryota, Metazoa, Chordata, Mammalia, Rodentia, Muridae. Gene Ontology annotation, cellular component: plasma membrane. The transcript has a single exon. Bases 1 to 1017 code for a protein of 338 amino acids. The record is from RefSeq and is a predicted model, not a curated record.
AUGCCAGCCUGUGGAGAUGUGGUAUCUCCCCGCCAGCUCACCAUCACCAUCCUGUUUGUGUUCUGUGUUGCUGGAAUCCUGGGCAAUGGACUGGUGCUGUGGAUGGCUGUAUUCUGCAUGACCCGCACUGUCACCAUGAUCUGGUUCUUCAACCUGGCCCUGGCUGACUUUACCGUCCUCCUGUCUGUGCCCAUUUCCAUAUAUAUCAUAGCCUAUGGCUGGUGGCCUUCUGCUAACUUGGUCUGUAAACUCUACAUGGCCUUUCUGGUUCUCACCUUCUUCGUCACCAUCUAUUUGCUGGUCCUCAUCUCUGUGGAUCUCUGCCUCUUGAUCCUGUCCCCCGUGUGGGUCAGAAACCACAGAACAGUGCAGCGAGCCGCAUGGCUGUCCAUCACGGUGUGGCUGCUGGCAGCUGCUACCUGUUCUCCAUACUUGAAGUACCGAACUACUGGGAAACUACAUGGCUGUGAAUAUUGCUACUUCGACUUCAAUUCAGAGAAAGAGACAGGGCAGGAUUGGAGUGCAACGGUUGCUAAGCGACAGACGGCAAUAGCCAUCACUCACUUCCUGCUUGGCUUCCUAGUCCCCCUGACUGUCAUCAGCAUCUGUGCUCACUGCAUCCGGUCCAGGCUCCGGACAGAGGACCGGGUGCAUGCAAGGUGGCCCAAGAAGCUGCUGGUAGUGGUUGUAAGUGGCUUCUUCAUCUUCUGGUUCCUUCUUUACAUGGUGCUCUUGGUGAAGUCAGUGCUUUUGAUGUCUCUACAGCAGCCGCUCUACGGCAAGAUGGCGCUCAUGUCAUGGGCUGCCUUUGCCUUGGGCUGCUUCAACAGCUGCCUCAACCCCUUCCUCUAUGUCUUCAUUGGCAGAGAUGUCCAGCAGAAAAUUUUCCAGUCUCCAUCUUCUGCCUUGGCUAGAGUGUUUGGGGAAGAGGGUUUUAUCAGUCAUCCUAUCUCUGAGGCCAAUACCCCAGCAGAGGGUGGAAACCUUACAGUUCAAACUAGAAGUCCACCUUCAUAG